AUGGACCGACUGAAAGUCCUCAUGCUAAAGAAAUUGCUGCAUAUGCCGAUUUCUUACUUUGAUAACAAUGACACCUCGCCAGCUUUUUGUGUAGCUGCAAUGUCACAACAUCCUCCGACAGCUAUGGCGGCCUUAGACUAUAGAGUGAUGUUAAAUAUUAGCAAUAUUUUCGCAAGCAUAGUUGGCGUUUGCAUUGCAUUUGCGUUCUCUUGGCAUCUUGGAUUGCUGGGAGCAGUGUUGGCUUCCGCACUGCUUAUUCUUGCUUUACUCAACAUACGACUAUCACAGAGAUCCCACGAGAAGAAAGACAAGGAGGACACGAGUUCCGCAGAUACUUUGCUUUCGGGUUUACGAUAA
Messenger RNA from Strongylus vulgaris, 357 nucleotides. The record is from the annotation of a GenBank genome assembly. NCBI's taxonomy places the organism in Eukaryota, Metazoa, Nematoda, Chromadorea, Rhabditida, Strongylidae.